Molecule: messenger RNA, 3004 nt
Organism: Psammomys obesus (fat sand rat)
Lineage: Eukaryota; Metazoa; Chordata; Mammalia; Rodentia; Muridae
Gene: Capn1
Product: calpain 1
Exons: 22
Coding region: 97-2238 (713 amino acids)
Biological process (GO): proteolysis
Cellular component (GO): cytoplasm
Molecular function (GO): calcium-dependent cysteine-type endopeptidase activity; calcium ion binding
Source: RefSeq, a predicted model, not a curated record
CGGGGAGGAGCUCUCUUCCUGGUUGGGUCCUGCCCUGAGCCACUAAGGAAGCAAGCGGCGGGACCGCAGCAGUCUCCCAGACUCUCCUCCCCCAGGAUGGCAGAAGAGCUCGUCACGCCUGUGUACUGCACUGGGGUAUCCGCCCAACUGCAGAAGCAACGGGACAAGGAGUUGGGCCUGGGCAACCAUGAGAACCCCGUCAAGUACCUGGGCCAGGAUUAUGAGAAGCUUCGAGCAAGCUGCCUGCAGCAACGGGUCCUCUUCCGAGAUGAGGCCUUCCCCCCGGUUUCCUACAGCCUGGGCUACAAAGAUCUGGGUCCUAAUUCCCCUAGAACCCAGGAGAUCAAAUGGAAGCGUCCUACGGAGAUGCUUUCAAACCCCCAGUUCAUCGUGGAUGGAGCCACCCGGACAGACAUCUGCCAGGGAGCACUGGGGGACUGUUGGCUCCUGGCUGCCAUUGCCUCCCUCACUCUCAACCAGACCAUUCUGCACCGAGUGGUUCCCUUCGGCCAGAGCUUCCAGAGUGGCUAUGCUGGCAUCUUUCAUUUCCAGCUGUGGCAGUUUGGGGAGUGGGUGGACGUGGUCGUGGAUGACUUGCUGCCCACCAAGGAUGGGAAGCUGGUGUUCGUGCACUCUGCCCAGGGUAACGAGUUCUGGAGUGCUCUGCUUGAGAAGGCGUAUGCCAAGGUGAACGGCAGCUAUGAGGCCCUUACGGGAGGCUGCACUUCAGAGGCCUUUGAGGACUUUACCGGAGGGGUCACUGAGUGCUACGAUUUGCAUGAGGCACCCCGAGACCUCUUCCAGAUCAUCCAGAAGGCCGUGGAACGAGGCUCCUUACUGGGGUGCUCCAUCAGCAUCUCCAAUAUCCGGGAAUUGGAGAAUGUUACGUUUAAGAACCUAGUCAGAGGCCACGCCUACUCUGUGACGGGUGCCAAGCAGGUGAAUUACCAGGGCCAGCGUGUGAGCCUGAUCCGAAUUCGGAACCCCUGGGGUGAAGUGGAGUGGAAUGGACCCUGGAAUGACACCUCCUCAGAGUGGAACAAAGUGGACCCCUACGAACGAGAGCAGCUGAGGGUCAAGAUGGAGGAUGGGGAGUUCUGGAUGUCGUUCCGAGACUUCUUGCGUGAGUUUGACAGACUGGAGAUUUGCAACCUUACACCUGAUGCCCUGAAGAGCAGGACUCUGAGGAACUGGAAUGCCACAUUCUUCGAGGGCUCUUGGCGCCGGGGGAGCACAGCUGGCGGAUGCAGGAACUACCCAGCUACCUUCUGGGUAAACCCCCAGUUCAAGAUCCGGUUGGAGGAAGUGGAUGAUGAAGACGACUAUGAGAGCCGCGAGUCCGGCUGCAGCUUCGUGUUGGCCCUCAUGCAGAAGCACCGCCGCAGGCAGCGUCGCUUCGGACGGGACUUGGAGGCCAUUGGUUUCACGGUGUUCGAGGUUCCUCCGGAGCUGGUGGGUAAGCCCGUGCACAUGAAACGUGACUUCUUCCGCUCCCACGAAUCCCUGAUCAAUUCAAAGAUCUUCACCAACAUCCGGGAAGUCAGUAAUCGCUACCACCUGCCUCCGGGGGAGUACAUUGUGGUGCCGUCCACCUUCCAGCCCAACAGGGAGGCUGACUUCCUGCUGCGCUUCUUCUCCGAGAAGGCUGCCGGGACCCAGGAGCUAGAUUACAAGAUCCAGGCCAACCUCCCUGAUGAGAAAGUGCUGUCGGAAGGAGAGAUUGAUGAGAGCUUCAAAGCCUUGUUCAGUAAGCUGGCAGGGGAGGACAUGGAGAUCAGCGUCAAAGAGUUGCAGACCAUCUUGAACAGGAUCGUUAGCAAACACAAAGACCUGCGCACCGACGGCUUCAGCCUCGAGUCGUGCCGCAGCAUGGUGAACCUUAUGGAUCGAGAUGGCAACGGGAAGCUGAGCCUGGUAGAGUUCAAUAUCCUGUGGAACCGCAUCCGAAAUUACCUGACCAUCUUCCGGAGGUAUGACGUGGACAAGUCCGGCAGCAUGAGUUCCUAUGAGAUGAGGAUGGCCAUCGAGGCUGCGGGCUUCAAGCUCAACAAGAAGCUGCAUGAACUCAUCAUCAACCGCUACUCAGAGAACGACCUGUGCGUGGACUUUGACAACUUUGUGUGCUGCCUCGUGCGACUGGAGACCAUGUUCCGAUUUUUCAAACUUCUGGACACAGACCAGGAUGGUAUUGUGACCUUUGAUCUAUUUAAGUGGUUACAGCUAACCAUGUUUGCAUGAGCUGGGGAUUCAGCUCCCAUUGCCCUGUUCUUCCUUCUUCUUCUGCCAAGCCACGCCUUCCUGCCAGAUCACAGCAGCCGCCAAGUGCCUCCCUCGGACUAGGAAUCACCCUUGUCCUCCUGCCCUUCAGCCCCUCCCCACUACCUCUAUUCAACUGCUCUGGGCAGAGUAACAGGCUCUCCCUUUCCCUGUGGCCAAAGGCUCAGAAUGGGCAGCCCUGGACUCCGCUCAUGGCUAAGACCAGAAAGGCAGCUUCCUGCUGAUUCCUGCCUCUGGGGCAGGAGCGAGCAGCCCUGCCCCUCUCCCCACUAAUGUCCGGAAGUGUGUCGUCCCUAACCUGUGAAGGCUAUAGCCCCUGCCAUCCCCUAGACCUACAGACUUUAUAACCACUAGCUAGCUCACCGUCUGCAUCUGGGUACCAGAGGCCUCGCCUCACUCGCUGCAGGAGCCCCGCAGCCGGAAUUACCUGUGCCUUCCUGUCCAACAGCCAAGAUCCCUCUGCAAAUCAACCACACACACACCCUGCCCCGUGUGCCUACCAAGAAUGUCUUAGCCUGGAGGGUGCUCAGGCCCUCCCUUCCCCCCUCCCUUGUCUUUAUAUAUAUAUAUAUAUAUAUAUAUAUAUAUAUAUAUAUAUAUAUGUCAAUUUCAAGUGAAUCCUGCUUGAGGUACUAGUGUACUGGUUAUGGAGGACCAGGCACUGGGGGAGGGGGGGAAUGUGUGUCCCGUGUGUCAGUGCAGUGGAAAAAUAAAACAAAAGGCCGCA